UUCCUGUCUUGUGUGUGUGUGACAAAGUGUGUUUGGAAGAAAAUGUCAGUGUAGCUCUGAGACCCUGAACAGAACACACACUCUUCUUGUCACAUCACAACUGCCAAUCAGACGGAGGGGAGGCGUCAACGAAGGUUAAAUAGAAAUAUUUUGGCCUGUAAGUGAACACAUCCGCUGCACGACUUUGAAGAGGAACGAUAAAGAAGUUUGCUCAUAAGAUCAUCCUUCAUCUUCUCUGGCUCUGCCCUGAGGACAGAAUGAUGUUGUGUUGGAUACUCAUAUCACUGUUUGUUGGAUUUCUUAGCGCACAAGAAAGACCCAUCGUAAUUUAUGCUCAAACAGGAGGGACUGUUACCCUACAGAGAGUGAAGAUAGAAGGAAAUGAAAAUAAUAUUUAUGUGAACUGGUACCGUGGGUCAGAAAGUACCCCAACUAUCACGAAGAAUCCUCAGAGUGGGAUCCAAAAGGCGAAAGAAAUGAAGACACAUGCUGAACUGUUGUCAGAUUUCUCUCUCCAAAUCUCACCAGUACAAUAUUCAGAUUAUGAAAUUUGGCGCUGUGUACAACAUAUAUUUGCACAAACUUCAGAAAAGACCUACAAACUGUACAAUGUCACUAUACCCAAAGUGCCGGCUGUGGUGGUUGGUGAAUCUCUGACUCUGCAAUGUCAAAUAGCCUCUAGUCCACUUAAACCCAAAGUAACAUGGAUUCCACCUCAAAACUCAGGUUGUGAUCUAAGAAAACAUUACACAGAGAAAGUUACCAUCGGUGAAGUGUCUAAGUGUCAUAGUGGUGUUUGGACGUGCAAGUUGGAGUAUGAUAAGAGAGAAACUGAAGCAAAAACAACUGUUUUUAUAAUAGAGCUCUCCAAUUCUGCAGAAACCAUUUAUACCUCGUCCCCGUCCUCGGCCUCUACAGUUGCCAUUCCUUGUUCCUUGUCUUCUGACAUUCCCUGGUCGAUCUUGAAAGAGUCUGGCCUCAUGAAUGGCAGCUGGAGCUUCACUCCUCUCAGCGGCGCUAAGUCAACACAAUCUCUCCUCAACCUCACUAUGGAACCGGUGGUCAGUUGGAGCAUCCCACAGGGCGCAAAUAAUACCGUCAAGGCUGAGGGAAGACAGUUGAAAGACAAGGAUCUAUCCAUUCUUAAUCUGCCUGUAUCAGAGAACGUCAGGGGGGUUUACACAUGCAAUCUAAAAAUUAAGACCAGGACCCUUAGCAGCAAAGUCAAGCUGGAGGUUCUGAAGCUUUCGUCUUCUGGAGGACCUCAAAUAUUUGAAGGCCAAACUGUGAAUCUGACAUGCACACUAGGACAUCAACAUAGCCCUUACCUCGAGGUGAAAUGGAGCUGCUCGUCUUGCUCCUUUGUUUCCAGUCUCAAGUCUCCUCAUCCAACUUCUCUUUCCAUCCCUGAAGUGAAAUUGAAGGACGGCGGGAAAUGGACAUGUGAACUCUUGCAAAAUGGGAAGAAGCUGACAUCUGCUGUGCUUUCAUUAAGGAUUGUGAAAGCUCCCGUGGACAUCUGGCUUUGUGUUGCCAUCAGCGGUGGAGUGGUGGGCUUCAUCUUGCUCCUUGUGGUCAUCAUUAUAUGCAUUCGCAGACACAGACAGAUGAUGAUGUACAGACGACGCAAAACCAAAUUCUGCUGCUGCAAUAAUCCCCAGCAGAAUCAAAAGGGAUUCUACAAGACGUGAAGAUCCUCUCUUGUCAGAAUUUACUGUCAUCAUUGUGCAGAUGAUACUGGAAUUUCUUUAUAAUUGUGUCAAAUACUUUCAUAGCCACUUUAUUCUUGAACAUGCUUGAUCACAAACUAUGUUAUAUGCAACUCAAACAUUAUGCUGUAUCUUUUUCAGUGUAUUUAACAUGAUGUCUUUUGCUUCAAGGAUAAAUGUGUUAACAGGAUAAAACUCAGUGGCUAUUGCAAUUGCAAUUGCACAGUCAUUAUAUCUGUAAAUUUUUAUUACAAUUGCCCAAAGUUGCUCUUUAUAUUGUUUGUAUGUUUUUAUCCACUCCUGCUUACUUACCUGAUCUUUUGAAAGCUCUUUUGCAUUUGUAAAUUAACAUUUUUGUUUGUUUGUUUUUUUCUUAAUUUCAGAAAACAGCACCUGAAAAUAUUGAUGUAAAAUAAAUUAGAUGAAA
This is a messenger RNA of Carassius auratus (goldfish), 2136 nucleotides long. RefSeq names its product CD4-1 molecule (gene cd4-1). The record is from RefSeq and is a predicted model, not a curated record. NCBI's taxonomy places the organism in Eukaryota, Metazoa, Chordata, Actinopteri, Cypriniformes, Cyprinidae. The transcript is spliced from 11 exons. The coding region runs from base 258 to 1691 and encodes 477 amino acids.